Molecule: messenger RNA, 2466 nt
Organism: Stegodyphus dumicola
Lineage: Eukaryota; Metazoa; Arthropoda; Arachnida; Araneae; Eresidae
Gene: Tudor-SN
Product: Staphylococcal nuclease domain-containing protein 1
Biological process (GO): mRNA catabolic process; regulatory ncRNA-mediated gene silencing
Cellular component (GO): nucleus; cytosol; RNAi effector complex
Molecular function (GO): RNA binding; nuclease activity
Source: RefSeq, a predicted model, not a curated record
UUGACAAUACUGCAACUUUCAAGGAUUCUUUGCAUCAGAAGCCUCUAAAAGCUAUUGUUGAGCAUGUUAGGGAUGGCAGCACACUUAGAGUUCUUUUACUUCCUGAUGAUGAUUACUUCCCUGAAUAUUUCAGUAUAAUAGUUAUGCUUUCAGGAAUAAGAUGUCCUACAUUUCGUGGUGAAGAGCAGACUCCUGAACCAUUUGCAGAAGAGGCAAAAUUUUACACCGAGAGUCGUCUUCUUCAAAGGGAUGUAGAAGUUAUUUUAGAAAGUGUUUCAAAUCAAAAUUUUCUUGGAACCAUAAUUCAUCCUAAUGGCAAUAUUACAGAGUUACUUUUAAGUGAUGGAUUUGCUAGAUGUGUUGACUGGAGUCUACAGUGUGUGACAUCUGGUUUAGAAAAGCUGAGAGCUGCUGAAAAGUCAGCAAAAGAAAAGCGGUUGAGGAUAUGGAAGGAUUAUGUUCCAAGUGGGCCUGUAAUAGACGCAAAAGAAAAAGAGUUUCAAGGGAAGGUUGUGGAAGUAAUAAAUGCAGAUGCCAUGGUAGUAAAACUAGCUGAUGGGUCCACUAAAAAAAUAUUCCUUGCUAGUAUACGUCCACCAAGGUUGCCUGAAAACAGUCCAGAUGCUUCAAAGGCUCGAAUUCGACCUCUGUAUGAAAUACCAUAUAUGUUUGAAGCUCGAGAAUUUCUCAGAAAGAAGUUAAUUGGGAAGAAAGUGAAUGUAACAAUUGAUUAUAUUCAGCCAGCUAAUAAUAAUUUUCCUGAAAAAACCUGUUGCACUGUAACUAUUGGUGGAGUGAAUGUUGCUGAAGCCCUAGUUAGUAAAGGGUUUGCUAAAGUUGUCAGGUAUCGUGCUGAUGAUGAUCAGAGGUCUGCACAUUAUGAUGAGCUGCUUUCUGCUGAAGCAAAAGCAAUCAAAUCAGGGAAAGGAAUGCAUAGUAAAAAAGAUAAUCCUGUGCAUCGUGUUGUUGAACUAUCUGGGGAUGUUCAAAAAUCAAAGCAGUUUCUCCCAUUUCUUCAAAGAGCUGGUAGGAUGGAAGCAGUGGUAGAAUUUGUUGCAAGUGGAUCUCGACUACGUAUAUUUGUGCCACGAGAAAACUGUCUUUUAACAUUUCUCCUUGCAGGCAUAACUUGUGUUAGAGCUUCUCGAGAAACGAAAACUGGUACACAACCAGGUGAUUUGUUUGGAGAUGAAGCAUUAGCAUUUACAAAGGAUUUAUGCUUGCAGAAAGAGGUUCAGAUUGAAGUUGAGUCAAUGGACAAAGCUGGGAAUUUCAUCGGCUGGUUGUGGAUUGAUAAUAUCAAUUUAUCUGAAGCUCUGGUGAAAGAAGGUUAUGCCGAGAUACAUUCUACUGCAGCAAGAAGUCCUUAUAUUAGAGCACUGCAAACAGCCCAGGAAGAAGCUCAGAAGAAAAAAGUAAAAAUGUGGGAAUGUCAUGAAACAUUUGAACCUGAAACAAAGGAAGAGGAGGUAUCAGAGCGAGUAGUUAAUUAUAAGAAAGUCAUGGUCACAGAUGUUCGGCUUGAUUUAACGUUUUAUGCCCAGCAUGUUGAUGAGGGCCCAAAACUAGAAGAAAUGAUGUUAAACCUUCGUCAGGAAUUUACUAGUAAUCCACCAUUACCUGGAUCCUAUACUCCGAAGAAAGGUGAUAUGUGUGCCGCUUUAUUUUCUGAUGGCUUGUGGUACAGAGCAAAAGUAGAUAAAAUUAAUGGUGGUCAAAUAUCUGUUACUUUUAUUGAUUAUGGCAAUAAAGAUAUUGUAACAGUCUCAGAACUAGCAAGCUUACCAUCUACAUAUCAUUCCGUUCCACCUGGUGGUCACGAAUAUGGCCUAGCUUUUGUGAAACCUUCCCAAGAUACUGAAAAUGCGAGUGAAGCUAAAAAUCAGUUUUUUGAAGAAACUGACAACCAAGUGCUUUUGCUUAAUGUUGAGUAUAGAGUUGGCUCUGUGCCAUAUGCUACAUUAGUAACUGUGGAUGAAAAAGAUAUAGGAAGAGAACUUGUAUCUAAAGGCUUUGUCUUUGUUGAAAAGAGAAAAGAGAAGAAAUACCAAAAAAUUAUUAACGAAUAUCUAACUGCCCAGGAUCUAGCUAAAAAGAAUAGACUUUUCCUUUGGCAAUAUGGUGAUAUCACAGAAGAUGAUGCCAAAGAAUUUGGAUAGAAUUAAAUUUAUUCUGUUUGACUUAUCUUCCAGGAAAAUGUGGUUCAGAAUUGUAUUUACUGUGAUGGAUGUGCCUAAAUAUUUUAGAAUAAUUGAUGACUAAGAGAUGCAGAAUUUUUAUGAUUGAUUAUAGCUCUUUUUUUACAAAAAUGUACAAACAUAGAUUACAUAUAUCUACACCAUAAUUUAAUUUAGGAUCACUUUUUCUGGCAGUAAGGUAGAACAGGUAUUCUUAUCAAAUGCUGCAGUGAAAUGUGUAAAAAGAUUUAAGUUUUACAAUAAAAUGCUGAAAGGUUUGGACAUUGGA